AUGGGACAUUCCGCCGAGACAACGACCCAGAAACCCAUCCUCAUCAUAGGCGCCGGUGUCAGCGGCCUGCUCCUGGCCCAGUACCUGCGCAAGACGGGCCUGGCGCCGUUCCGCAUCUUUGAGCGGGACGCCGACCUGACCACCCGCGGGCUCGGCUGGGGGCUUACCCUGCAUUGGUCGCUCCCGGCGCUGCAGUCCCUGCUGCCCGAGGACCUGGUGCGGCGGCUGCCGGAGGCUUACGUCGACCGCCUUGCCGUCGAGGAGGGCCGGCCCUCGACCUUUCCGUUCUAUGACCUCAGCACCGGCGAGCUCAUAGCCAAGACACCGGCCGCUUCCGAGUCGCAGCGGAUCAGGGUUACCCGCGACCGGUUGCGGCGGCUGUUUGCCACGGGACUGGAUAUUCAGUGGGCCAAGGCUGUCAACAACGUCCAGACUGCCCCAGACGGAUCGGUCACAGCCAGCUUCGACGAUGGCACUUCUUGCGAGGGCAGUCUCGUUGUGGCCUGCGAUGGCAGCAGCUCGCGCAUCCGCGGCAUGUUGUUUCCAGACCAGCAAAGGUACCGGAUCCCCGUGAGGUUGUUGGGCGUCAAGAUCGACUGCACCGCGGACGAGAUUGAGCCGCUGAAGCAACUCGACCCCUAUUUCCUCCAGGGGGCCGCCUCUCAGAACGACUCGUUCAUGUAUUUCAGCGUCCUCGACGCCCCCGGGAACAAUCGGGAUGGCAACGGCGGCAAGUACGUCUGUCAGAUGGUCAUCUCGUGGCCGGUCCGUGGUGGAUUCUUCAACCAGGCGACACCCAUCAGCUUCCCGGACACAAACGAGGGCGGCAUCGAGCUGAUCAAGACGUUCGCCGAGACAUGGGUCGAGCCGUUCCGGACUCUCGCCCGCCGCAUCCCGAGCGACACCGAGGUCAAGGCCCUCGAGCUGUACGACUGGCCGCCGCCAACGGGGCUUCGCACCACAGGCCACGUGGCGCUCGUCGGCGACGCCCUCCACCCGAUGACCAUGUACCGAGGCGAGGGCGCUAACCAUGCCAUCGUCGACGUCCUCGACCUGGUGGAUCUGGUCAUCCCACAGCUGCUGCCUUCUGGCGAGGAUUCCGUGAGCUCCCUUGCAGUUGGGGGCCUCCGAGCAGCUCUCAAUCGUUACGAGGACAGGGUCGUGGCCAGGACGCGUCCGGCCGUCUUGGCGUCGCGGCAGGCAUGCGUCGAUGCCCACCAGUGGAACAGGAUCAACGACAAGAGCCCGCUGCUGAGCCGGCGGAUGAUGAACUUGGAUUUUGAUGAGAGUGAUUUAAGCUUGUGA
Molecule: messenger RNA, 1305 nt
Organism: Parathielavia appendiculata
Lineage: Eukaryota; Fungi; Ascomycota; Sordariomycetes; Sordariales; Chaetomiaceae
Product: FAD/NAD(P)-binding domain-containing protein
Exons: 4
Coding region: 1-1305 (434 amino acids)
Molecular function (GO): FAD binding
Source: RefSeq, a predicted model, not a curated record